This is a messenger RNA of Trichobilharzia regenti, 2628 nucleotides long. The record is from the annotation of a GenBank genome assembly. NCBI's taxonomy places the organism in Eukaryota, Metazoa, Platyhelminthes, Trematoda, Strigeidida, Schistosomatidae.
GGUUGGUUGAUCGGUUGUUUAUCUUCAUCACCCCCGUCUUCUCUAUGUUCAGCUGGAGUCCUGUCUUCGCCACCUGCUUGCUUCUUUUGUCAAUCUGUUGGUUUUUGCCUGCCUGCCUGCCUGCAAUUCUUCAAGUUUGUGUGACACUCAACAUUCACACGCGAAAUCCAGAUCUUUCAGAGUCUUCUCAUCGGUAAGUCCAGUGUAUUCAUGUAUCCUCGCUCCCCACAGUCUGACGCAUAAUCCAGUCCACCGCAGUAAAGAGUAUCAUUAGUGAUAAUAGUCAUCCAGCCAGCCCUGUCUGACUCCUGUUUUUACUUCAAAUGCCUUUUUCCGCUGUGGAUAACCUGACACGUCAUAUAGAGAAGAUGUUCGAAGACCUGUACAAAGUGGAUGGAAUUGAAGCAGAGAGCUAUUUGACUGCCACUCUGUGCUAUGUUCUUUGGUGAUGUGUAGACUUGCAAUCUGAUCAGCACAUUAUUUGCCUUUUACUGAAUCCAGCUUGUUCCGGUUAGUGGACUUCUGCGUCCAUCGCAUCUUUUUCAUUCUCUCCAAAAUGAUGCAUGAUUUGGCACCAGUUCUUGCAGAGGCCUGAGCCCCAAUUCUUUGGUUAUCUAACAUGUCAGCCUGUCUUCCAAUUAGUAGGCACCUUUCUUUCCUUACAAACUUUUUGCAAAAAUAGCCUCAGUAUAUCUGCCACAGUCUCUGGCUCCGUUCUCAGUAGUUCACAAGGAAUUUCAUCAAUUGCUGCUGCCUUCUCGAACUUCAGUAGAUUAAUUUUCAGUAGAGGUGACGGAAUUCAUUUGUAAUCAAAACCUGAAGUCCCGUAAUACGAACUUUCCAUUCCGACAAUUGUUUUAGCGCACUACCGAUGCGUUCAGCAGAAGAUGGCUGAAAAGAUUGUCACCACCGCGUAUAAUCAUGGAAUCAAUAUCUUUGAAACUGGAGAAGCAUAUUCAGAUGGCGAAGCAGAGAGAACUCUGGGACGUAUUCUGAGUACAAAGAAUUGGAGACGAUCUAGUUACAUUGUUUGCUGCAGACUGUCAAAAAGUGGAGAUGCUCAAACAGAACAAGGACUGUCGAGAAAGCAUCUUUUCGAAGGUCUUCGUUCUUCAUUAGAAAGACUUCAACUUGAAUAUGUAGAUAUUGUGAUUGUAACACGUCAAAAGGACUCAUCGAUUCCAGUUGAAGAAGUUGUCAGAACUUGUACACAUCUUAUCCAUCUUGGAUGGACAUUCUACUGGGGGAUAUCCGAAUGGUUACCAUGUGAAAUUAUGCAAGCUCAAACUAUUGCUAGACAAUUCAAUCUAAUCCCUCCAUCCGUUGAUCAAAAUGAACUAAAUCUGCUGAAUAGAAGUCAAUUACAAAAUAUGCGAGAAGUUUGUGUCAAAUUAAAUAUUGGUAUUAUGACUGGAUCUCCACUCGCCGGUGGAAUUCUGACUGGAAAAUACAUCGACAUUAUUCCGAAUUUUUCAAGAGCUACAUUAAAAGGUCAACAGCAUAUGCGAGAUAAACUUCUCAGUACAGAGGGUUUAACACAAAAGGAACAAGUUAAACAACUGUGUAAAAUAGCCAGUCGAAUUGAAUGUACCUGUGCACAACUGGCUAUUGCUUGGUGCCUUCGCUGUCCACAUGUUAGCAGUGUUGUAAUUGGAGCGGCAACAGUUGAUCAAUUGCAGGAGAACAUAAUGUCGAUCUUGAUAUACCCGAACUUAACACCCAGCAUACUUUCUGAAUUGAAUUCUCUUCUCAGCAUCACAGAUUCCAGCGAUAACUUUCUUUAAAAAUGUGCUCAUUCACAAACUAUUUACAACCUCUCUAUGUUAAACAAUAAUAAUAAUAACCAAAAUUCACUUCACUUGUGUCAACGUUACACAGAGCCAAAACCCUAUCAGUAAAACUCAAAGUUCAUUAAAGUCUAUGAGACUUUCAAGAUUAAUGCGGACACGAAACUGGUGAAGGAACACGAUUGAUAAAGAAAUCUUCCAACGUCCAACAAAUGAAUUGUAUUCCCAAUUCUCAUUCAUUUCUCCCCCCACCCCACCCCCACCCCGCCGUUUAUGAUUCAUACAUGUGCAUAUUUUCAGAUUCAUCAACUUAACUUAAUAAACUGACAAUUUUCAACCCCAUUUAUUUUCUAUAGUAGCGUUGAGUUUAUGUGUAAAUAUAACAAAAUGAGAAAAUCAAUUUUUGGUUGGAAUGUUAUCUGUUGUGAAAUGCUUACUGUCGAGUAUUCACUCAUCAAUUGUGGGCUUCCAUAGUUUUAUUUCACAGGCUGCUCAAGUCAAAACAAAGCAGAUGUAUGCAUACAAUGGUAAAGGAAAUACUUAAUAAAGCCGAGAGGUGCGUGAGAUAAUGAGUGACUAAUACACUGGGUGAAAAUGUAUCGAGUUCAACUCAAAUCAUGGAAACAGGAGACAAGAAACAUUACACUAUACCAAAGUGUGUGUGUGUGUGGGCGGGCGAUAUUAAAGCCGAAGAUUACGUAAUCGAAUGAUAGAGAGAGGGAGAGAGAGACAGUGAAAACAUUCAGUCACCAUAUAGAGUAAGGAAAGACUGAGAAAUAAACACAUGUAUCUAUCUGGUUUCAAGCGUUCCAUAUGAGUCAUAAGGUGGAAAUCAAGAAAU